Molecule: messenger RNA, 2193 nt
Organism: Ectocarpus sp. CCAP 1310/34
Lineage: Eukaryota; Phaeophyceae; Ectocarpales; Ectocarpaceae
Source: the annotation of a GenBank genome assembly
AUGGCCGAACCUGGACCUUCCGGUACCGCUAUUCCGGCCACGAGCGAGGUCCCCUUCUUUUCGAGCCUCCAUGGCGAGCGACGCCGGGCCGAGCGCCAGAUCGAUCGACGAGAUCUGCAAGCCGCCGUGAGGUACGGCAAGAAGCAGCUUGCAAAGCGAGAUCCGGAAACCGGUGCGAUCAGGUGGAAGUACACCUACGCGGACAUUAUCUACAUCACGGACGAGACUUCGACUCAAGAGAUCACGUCCUGGGUAGCGCCUAUCGGCAUCCCCCAUGCCAAGCUUACCUUGAAGCAGAUCGGGGAGCAUGAAGCCGCGAAGCAACGCCUGAAGGACGACCCUUCCCUUUGUACCUCCCACAGCGUCAUCGUUGUGGAUCAGUCAGGAUCCAUGCGAGAGACCGAUGUUGCUGAUUUCUACAAUCGGUCUCAGGCGGUGUUUGGAAUGCUUGCGACGGAUUUCGUGGCGAAGCCACGGCUCUCUGGGGACGCGACUGACACAGAUGUUGUGAGCCUUGUCGUGAUGCGAGGGUCGGCUUACGUCGCGGUCGAGAGGGAGCCAAUGGGUCUCAUGCUGUACAAUAAAUUCGUCAGCCUUCACGACACCGGCGCGCCACAGUUUCACGGCAACUUUCUGCCCGCGUUGGACAUAGCUGAGGAGCUUCUCAAAAGCCAGACCCACGGCGAGUGUGCUCUGUCUCUGCUGUUCCUCUCUGAUGGCCGGCCGAGUGACUACAGCUAUGCCAACCACGUGGGCAUCACCACCAGCUACCCGGAAGUGAUAGAAACCAUCGUCGGCCGGGUGAGAAAUCUGGCGGAAGUGUUUGGGGAGCAGCUGUCCGUCGUGACUCUCGGAUUCGCUGGACCGGAGCAGGAUUUUACUGUGCUGGAGAGCAUGGCCGAAGCUGCCCGCGACGCAGGCGCGCAGGGAAAGUUUCAUCGACCGGAGCUGUCGUCAAGGGGCCUUGGAACCGCUAUCGCCGACAGCAUUUCGUCCCUGACGGCCACCAGGCUUCGCAUCACCACGCUGGCGGGUGGUAAUAUCCAGCGCCGCGAGCUACGGCAAGUGGAAAGGGAGGCCCCCGGCGCUCACUGGGGUCGCGCGCCUACCACAGCCCAAACGGGGGACGGCUGGGUGGUUUAUUGGAGCGGAGUUGAAUGCUACGAGUUCUCUUUGUACGCCUUGAAGAACUCCGGAAGUCCGUGGGUUUCGGUGGAUCUUUUCUCAGAGGAGGCCAACGGUAUCGCGAUCCGUAGCAAAAGCCUGGGACAGGGUGCCGAGCGUCUGGUGUUCGGUCUGCAGGAGGUUGACCUGCGCAGUGGUCAGCAUGUGGGGCCAAAGAUGGUGGCUAAAGAGAGCAAGCACAUCGGUGACGAGAACAACAAAAUCCAGUUUCACCAUUCUUUCGCCUGGACCCAGCUAGAGGCGCAGCGCAUCGCCAAACAAUUCAACCGCAGGGUACGGUUUAUGCUCCAUGUCAUCUUCGGUGAUGAUGGCAAGCAUCGGGUGUGGGACAUUUCGUUCCUUCCAUGUUCGGUGUACACUUUCCUUGAAGGGGGGGUUAAGCGGAGCGUCCUGGUGGAGAAACUGCUCGUGGGCCGUUACACCAAGUUCAACGGCAACAACGGCUACGUUCACGGCGGGAAAGGCGACCCGGCCGGCGCUUCUGCAGCGGAACCCGCUGCGGGUUUCGUGCUAGCUCGCGCCAACGAGAUGAUGGGUGCCAUCGACGAAGAAGAAGAAGACUCCGACGGCGAUGGCGAGGUCCCCGUCAUUCGCGGAGGUGACGACGACGAUGACGAGGACGACGAUGGUACAUCCGUUGGUGCUCUGGCUGGCGAGAAGGCGGAAGGCGGUCCAACUACUUUCGACCCUGAGCCGGAGAGCUACGUGCAGGCCUUCUCCCACUUCUCGUACCGCAAAAGCCACCGCAAGAUGCUCGUGUGCGACCUGCAGGGAGUCCAGUCCACCAGCUCCACCCAUGAGGACCGUGCUGGCGUGUUCGAGCUGACAGACCCGGUGAUCCACUAUCGGUCCACGUCCGGACGUCGCCAGGUGUACGGGAGGACGGACUUGGGCAAAAGGGGCAUCCGCAAGUUCUUCGGAACCCAUCAGUGCAACGACGUUUGCCGCCUGCUCGGUCUUGCCAGCUGGGAAUCUAAGGGACAUGUGGGUGGGGAUGUGCCGGGGUAA